AUGGAUCCUAGUAUGUUGGUGGGAUUUUUGAUUCGUGACGAAGAAGAUUGGGUGAACUGGAAGAGUUUCAUCAGGGAAUCGGACUGUAGCAAGAUUAUCAAUAUAUCGGCCAAUGAAUCGUUAAUGUUUCGGAGAACUUCACUAUCAGUUGGAAAUGACGAUGAAGGAGAUGGCGAAUUCAUAGAUGUUGGCCUGGAAGAUGAACUUGAAGAUAAUGAUACUAUGGUUGCGUUAGAUGAUGAUGAUGAUGAUGAUGUGAAUGAGUAUGAACACGAGGACGAAGGAACAGAAGAAAGCAACAAUGAUCGAGCCCCACAGGGUAGCAAAUGUGAUGCCCACAAGCAUGGCGAGGAAGUGGAUGAACUAGACGAAGACCAGUUUGGAGACGCUAAGCGCCAAGUUGAGGUCGAUGAUGAUGCUCCUGUAAUGAUUGAUUCAAUGACUGAAACAGACAAGCGAGUUGACAUGGAUUUGAAUUUUAAUGAUUGUAUAGAUGACAUUGAGGAUCCUAACGAGUACGUUUCAGCUUUGACUUCGCAUCAUGAGAGCACAGUGGUCUCAGAUACCGAAGAUACAGGCUCCAAUGAUGGAAACAGGGACUCAUCAUAUGGCACGCCAGUGUUGGUUUCUGGCGAAUCUCACCACCCCAGUUGUUUCGAAGAUGAUGGACCGCUUGUGAAAAUCAGUAGGAAUCUUAGCUACAGCGGUCCUGACGAGGAGUGGGAGGAGAUGAACUCAGCCACAAUGGCAAAUGAUGAUCUGGGUCAAGCAUUAAAGAGCUCAGAUCUAUAA
Sugiyamaella lignohabitans is the source of this 792-nucleotide messenger RNA. RefSeq lists its product as uncharacterized. The transcript has a single exon. The coding region runs from base 1 to 792 and encodes 263 amino acids. Lineage: Eukaryota; Fungi; Ascomycota; Dipodascomycetes; Dipodascales; Trichomonascaceae. The record is from RefSeq and is a predicted model, not a curated record.